UGGAGGGAGAGUGUGGGAGUUGAGGCUUGUUUUAGGGGAGGAACCCUUUGGAAAGAACUCCAGGGAAACACAGAAUUAGGAUAAUCUUCCUCUGGGAUGAUAGUCUUGAAAGUAAUAUGGAGGGAUAUGCCCCUGAUGCACCCUUGGGAGAAAUUCUCCCCACUGCGGUCGGCUUCCUUCCUUUUGUCAAAUCCCCUCCGCCACCUCCUUGGUAUAUAAGUGCGGGGCUGAGACGUGGGCCAGCUAGCGCUUCUUCUAUGAGGGAGGUCCUCGCAGUCAAAGGAAGGAAUGCUAUUGCUCCCAUCCUCCCUCUCCCAUCCCCCUCCUCAAAGAGGGGGCUUAGUGGAGAGUCGGAGAGUCCCCUAAGUAAGGCCUGGGAGGGGGGAAAAAUAGGCAUUUCUCCUAUGAGCCUUACUCAGACUUUGUUGCACAUCCUCCCCCCCUCCCCCCAAUUUUGCCUCGCACAACUAUACCCUCAAGGACUCCUUACACAUAAAACUCUUAGGGUCAGUCCUUGGAGGAACAAAAAAGAAACUCCAGAAAACAAAACAGCACAGUGCUUUAUACUUUCUAAGUGCUUAAUAAAUGCUGCUUGACUUGACUGACUUGCAAAUCCCACUCCUUGGGGGGCAGUGCGAGGUUUUGGAAAAGCACCGAAAUUAUAUUUAGUGGCCCCAUAGUCUUUUAGCCUUUUAAAGUCUUAAUAGCUUAGAACCACAAAGACUUUUGGGACGCCCAAAAUAAUAAGGGUGAAGAUGAGGAGACGAGUGUGCCCCUAGGCUCCCCCCUUCCUAUCGGAUCCCCCCCCCCCACCGGCGCCCUCCGCCCGCCCCUCUCAGAAGCUGUGUCCAAGCCGAUUCCCUCCUUCCCCGCGGGGGCCCCAGCUACUUCUCCGGGGAGCUCCUGGGUACAAAUACAGGUCAACCUCGUGCAGGGAGAGAAAGACGGGCUGUUUCCUUACCGUCCUGAGCGCAGCCAAGGGCCCAGGGAACCCCGGAGGAUUCAAGGGCAAGGUGAAAUGGUUUGGAAUUGAGGAGCGCUCCCCCGGGACCCCCAGAUCCCCCGGACGGCGGCGGCGGCGGCGGCGGGGUUGCGGGUGGGGAGCGAGCCCGGGUGCCCGGAGCAGGAGCGAGAGGCGUGGGGGCUGGGGGCGCACGCGCGGGGGUGAGGGUGAGGAGUGUGUGCAGCAGCUACCCAGAGAGUGCGAGAGGGAGAGCGGAGGAGGAGGAGCAGCGGGAGGAGGAGGAGGUGGCGGCCGCCGCGUCCGUCCGGCAGCUGCGGUAGCGGCGGCGGCAGAGGCGGCGGCGGCAGCGGCGGCGGCGGCAGGACCCGGGCAGCCCCGGCAGCGGAGACGGCAGCAGCGCGACCCCCGUCCUCCGCCGCCUCCUGCCCGUCCUCGUCCCCCUCCUGUGCCCGGGGCGGCCCCGGCCCGGCGGCCCGGCCGCGGCAUGGACAAGGACGGCCUGAGCCGGGCUGACCAGCAGUACGAGUGCGUGGCCGAGAUCGGCGAGGGCGCCUACGGGAAGGUGUUCAAGGCCCGGGACCUGAAGAACGGAGGCCGUUUCGUGGCGCUGAAGCGCGUGCGGGUGCAGACCGGGGAGGAGGGCAUGCCGCUCUCCACCAUCCGCGAGGUGGCGGUGUUGAGGCACCUGGAGACCUUCGAGCACCCCAACGUGGUCAGGUUGUUUGAUGUAUGUACAGUCUCACGGACAGACAGGGAGACCAAGCUUACGCUAGUGUUCGAACACGUUGAUCAAGACUUGACCACCUAUUUGGAUAAAGUUCCAGACCCAGGAGUACCCACGGAAACAAUCAAGGACAUGAUGUUUCAACUGCUCCGAGGUCUGGAUUUUCUUCAUUCACACCGAGUAGUGCACCGUGAUCUGAAACCACAGAAUAUCCUUGUCACCAGCAAUGGACAGAUUAAACUGGCCGAUUUUGGCCUUGCCCGGAUCUACAGUUUCCAAAUGGCUCUUACCUCAGUGGUUGUCACUUUAUGGUACAGAGCACCUGAAGUCCUGCUUCAGUCCAGUUACGCCACGCCAGUGGACCUGUGGAGCGUGGGCUGCAUAUUUGCAGAAAUGUUUCGUAGAAAGCCUCUUUUUCGUGGAAGUUCAGACGUCGAUCAACUAGGAAAAAUCUUGGAUGUCAUUGGACUUCCAGGUGAAGAAGACUGGCCAAAUGACGUGGCCCUUCCCAGGCAGGCUUUUAAUGCAAAAUCUCCCCAACCAAUCGAAAAGUUUGUAACAGAUAUUGAUGAGCUAGGCAAAGACUUACUUAUGAAGUGCUUGACAUUCAACCCAGCAAAAAGAAUCUCGGCUUGCAGUGCAUUGUCUCACCCAUAUUUCCAUGAUGUAGAGAAACCUCAUGAGAAUGUGGACCCUCGGACAUCCCCCAGCCAAAGCAGCAGUGAGGGCAACAGUGCUUGAGGUGAUCAGUGCUCUCUGGAGCUGAACUGAUAACUGAGGGGCCGCCCCCUGGGAAGGCAGUGCUGUCACUGAUCACAUCUGGGCUUCUGGAGGGUCUGCCUCUCUCUUCUGGAUGACGAUCUGUUUCUCCCGGGAAACUGGCCAAGUUUACUUGUUUCCAAAUCAAUGCAAAAGCAAUUUUGAGUUUCAUGUUCGUGUGUAUGUUCGUUCGUUUGUGUGUUCGUUCAAAAUACCUGGAAAAACAAGACAAAAAACAAAAAAAACAAAAACAAACAAAAAAAAAAAAACUCCAGAUGAAGAGAAGCUGCUGACCAAUUUUGCUGCCGUUUCUUUUGUCCAACAUCAAAUGCUGCCAGAGUGAAGUAGGAAUAAUCCAGUCACUGCCGACUUAAGAUGUAAUCUCUCUAUAGCUGCUGAAGCCUAAUUUGGUACUCUUGAGUGAGUGUGUGUGUGUGUGUGUGUGUGUGUGUGUAUGCUUGUGAUCUCUUAAAGUGUUAUUUUUUUAACUGCAUAGAAUAAUUGAAUUUUUAGCGGCUGAAGGGAAUGGAAUACAGAUGCAUCUAUUUACUGAAGAGAAAAUACCAGAAUUAGGGCUUCUCCAGAAAUGAGAAAUUUAGGCCUAUGUUGACAACAUCUCCUUUCUAUCCAAAUGCAGUGAGUUUACAAGGAGUUACGAGUUUAUUAUUACUUAGGCAAAAGCAAAUGCACACUGAAAAAUCCAUCCCUGCCUUUUCAGCCCCGCUCGGAAUAUCUUUAUGGGAAGUAUUUCAAAAUACAUAUUAUCCUUUGCCCUCCUUAGAAAGCUAAUUUUAUUCAAUGCAAAUCUGUUUUGAUUGUACAACAUAAUUAUUUUUCUCUUAAAACAGGGCCCAAAAAUAAUUUCCCUACCUGUUAUUGACUUCAGGGAAUUUCCCUCUUAAAAAUUAAAAAAAAAUUUUUUUUAAGUAAAUGAAGAUGGUAAAAAAUAGAGCGCCUUUUUUUUUUUCAUGAUUUGCAACCUUUAAACAUUUUUUAAAGGCCUCUAUUUUUAAAGCAUUUCUUAUUUUAGUUGAGAGAAUCCUUCUUUUCUAGCUGGUUACAGGAAUGCCCUAAGCGUUAUCUCUACAUGUUAACACUGUACUUUUCUAUAAUGCACUGCCUUACUUGCAAAAUAUGUAUUGCAUAUUACCUCCUAGUGCCUAAGUCCAUUACUGCCAGCUGGUUACUUAUGUCCUUUUACACACUGUCUUCGUGUGUCAGACAAACCUCUCAUUUCUAUGGAGUAAGAUUGCAACUUCAUUACCCAAACUCUUCAACCUUAUUCAGGCCUUAGUGGUCUUCCCCUUCAAGGAUCACUCAUCAUGGUCCUGUGCUUUUGUAGUUUAAGGAGAUGAGUCAAGUAUAUAUGCCCCUCUAUGGAACCAGCAAAAAUAAAAUAAAUGUACAAACUUGUAGAGAAGAUGGCUUGAAUCUAUAACUUGAUAUUUUUACUUUGGUAACUCAGUCUAUUUUCAGUACAGCAUUUAUCUUUUUAAAAAGGGGCAAAAACCCCAAAAGCCUUUUACUUAUUUUUCAGGAGUAGCUUUCUUCUUUAUAAAUGCAACCAUUGGGGUAGUUCCCUUCCUCCCUCACCCCCCAAUAUCUAGCCCAUCUUUUCUUUUAGUUUGCUCUUGCUUUUUGGUUUGGAGUAGGGAUCCUUUAUGGAAGGCACUCAGCCCACUCCUGGUUCUUAGGGAUGGAGAUGAAUGGAGAUCUUCAUAUUGUGGCUAGUUCUGCUUUUUCCUGCUUCUUCACAGUCCUCCACCUUGACCUUAGAGAUAGCUGCUUUCGUGAUCAUGUUCCCCCUCAAUCCUCUGCUCACACACACUGUUUCCUAAUGACUAAUGUCUGAUAGCAAGAACAUAGUCUCUUUGGAGAAAUACUGUCAUUUUGGCUAUCGGACUUAUGUUUUCAAUAGAUCUGCCAAUUAAGAUCAUGUUCAGAGGCAGAAUUAUUAAGGAAUGGAUGAAUACCAGCCUGAGAGAGACUAAAAAACAUAUGUAUACUUGUAUGCUUUAGAAAACAUUAUGGUGUUCUUGAGAAAUAAAAAUAUGCCAUUUCAUGGGAUAUGCAGAUAUAUCAAACUAGAUGGGUUUGGGGAGUCACUUUUUAAAACAAAAAAUACACAUACUGUUUUGCUUCAGUGAUAUAAAGGAUGGGAGUUCUCCUUUGAAAUAAAGUGGGGAGUCAGCUAAGAAGAAUAUUGCACAUGUUUUUCAUGAUUUCAACAUCAGUGACAUUUAGCCAUUGACAUUAGUCCUUGAAAUAAAAUUAACCUGCAGGUGGUCCAGAUAAUACCAGAUAUGACCAGAAGUGGUGAGAAUUUUGUCUUUCUUUGGGGCAUUACAUUUAAACAAAGAGGAGAGCCUUUUUUGACAUACCAUAAAUUUGGCUUAAAGAACUUUAUUCCUUGAUGCUUCAUCCCUCUAAUCAUCACUUAGACGAAAGUUUGAGAACUUUUUGAGAAAAACAUGGGUGUGCUGCACUACUAUAUUCUAGAGCUUGUUUUUUGUUUUGUAAUUGGCUUACGACUUUCUUUUUAGCAUUUAAUAUUGACUUAGUUUUUGAGUUCUUGAGUUAUUUCAUCAGUUAGAGAUAUAACCCUUAUCUCUUCUGUUAAUUUAUAUAUUGCAUGAGCAUGACUAAUUUUGUCAUUUUAUGCUUUUGAUGGUCACCUCCUGUAUUUGUCAUUUCCUGAUUAAGGAUCCACACCAGACCCAAUUGCUUUCAAGGAAAGCUUUUUCCUCAGUGCUCCAGAAAAGCCCACUGGAUUUUAGUUACUCAUCCAAGGAACUUUUCGUGGAUCUUUGCUAAUGCUAAGAAGCCAAGAACAUCUAGGAAUUCAAAAUACCCUUUAAACUAAGCCUUAUCUAAAAACCCAUGUAAAAAAAUAGAACUACAUCAUGGAUUUGAAGCUAAGUGUGAAGAUGGUGGUUGGCCUGGUAAAAGAAAGUGCAUGCUGUUUCCCAUGUUAAAGUGAAAGAAAACUAUCUGGCAUUUUAUACUGGGCCACCAUGGGCUUUUGCCAAAAGCUUCUGUAGCAAAGUAAAAUUGAAGAAAAUACUGUACAAGGCAGAGUUUUAGAGUUAGUGCAGGACAGGUAGAGUGACACAAAGCCUGUCUAGUCUUUUCUCAUGAGAUAUAUGAUAUGGUAAAGAGGUAAAAACUUAACCCAAAGGAAACAGACUUUCAGGAAACUAAGAUAAAAUGGGUUAGAUUCUCCCAUGUUGUUUCUCCUCUGAAGUCAACAGGAACUUUGGAGUUCAAGGAGGAAGAAUAUUGUGAGUAGAUUCAGCCCUUUCUCCUGUUAUAGUUUUCUCUUGAGUAUACAUCUUGGAUUUCAGGCCUUCUGGCCCCAAGGAGGCUCUUAUCAGAAGAGAUCAAAAUUGUCCAGCCUAAGAAUAGAAUUUUGGCAUCUUGUAAACUUGUAGGAGUAGCAACAUCUCUUGUAUAAAAAAGGUACAGUAUUAUAAAACUGGAGCAGUUCAUCUUUUUAUAUUGAGGGGGAGGGGACUUUGCUUUUUUUUUUUUUAAUUGAGAAAAUUUUUCUAGUUUGUGACAGAAAUGUAUCAAUACAAUGUAAUCAAUCCUUUUAGAUAUAACAGAUAUUUUUCUCCUUAUUUAUUUGGCAUUAUGGUCUUUGGUUACACUCUGUGGACCUUUCACCCUAGUAAAUGUUACAUAUGGGACCUAGAAAUGCCAGUAUUAGAAGUCCACAAUACAAAAUCAUGUAAAACUUCCUAACAAAACAGUACACAUUAAAAUUCAGAUUACCAAAGAAUGCAUUAUUCCCUUCCCCCUUCUUGGAAGAUUCAAGUAUUUUCAUAGCCAACAUACCAGACCACAUAUCUUCUAUUUCUCUCGGAAUUGUAGCUUUCUAAGUCAUGUCAAGUAUAUCAAAACCAUGAAGCUAUUAAUUUGUUUGAUGUGGCAGACACUGCUUAGAGGGACCACCAUUCUUAGCUAUUUGGGCUCAUUCUUUUUCACCAAAAGUAUUAAUCUUGGAAAUAUCAUUAUAGAAUCUUAGGUAUAAAGGAUUUUUAGAAGAGUGAAAUCUUUAGAUUGUGAGAGAUGAAUGUCAUUUGUUUAAACACUUUUGUAAAAUUGUGAGUUAUAAAAACAAUGAAGACAGAGGAAGUUCAGAAGAAACAAGGAAAGUAUCCAAAGAAGGCUGGCUUGGAAAUCAUAUUGGUAUCAAAGAAUUCAUGUUAUUAACAAAUAUUUUGUAAGAAUAAGUUAAAAUUCCAGGGAAAACCCUAAAUUUAGUAGAGUCUAAAGAAUAUUUCAUGGAGAAACUGAUCCUAAAUUCUAAAGUAUUGUUUUUAUUAUAGCUAUCUUCAUUUCCUCAGUUGAGUAAAAUGAAUUGACCUGUAAUGGCUCCCCCCUCCACACAUAAAAAAAGUUCAAGCCAAGCUUGUGGCUCAUAAUUUAAAAUGUUAAUUAUAGGGUGGAACAAGGGAUCUAUGUGGCAAAAAAAUGUUUUAUUCACAUACAAAAAUCAGAAACCUUUCCAUUUCUUAGCAUUUACAACAGAAACUAUUCACCAGAGAAUUGAAGCCAUUGUAUUAAUAAAGUUAGCCAGUGUCUACAUGAGUAACUCAUCCCCAAAUAGCACAUAACACAUUUUGAAUUUGGAAAGCCUUUGGUAGCUUCUGAAAAGGCAACAUUUUCAAUGGACUAGCAGAGUAAUUGUGUUUCUUCAUAAAAGAGCAAAAAGUACCAUCACAUUUUUAAAUGACAUUAUUUCCUCAGUCUACUUUUAAUUCUUAAGGUUAUUAUUCAUCUUUUCAAAGGGGUUAUCAUUUUAUUCCCUUUCAUUGAAUUUUAAGGAGAAAAAAAAUUAAUGGAAUUGCAUCAACACACUAAUAUUUCCUUCUUGGGUCUUCUGUUCUUCAGAACUGUGAACCUCAAUGGCUAAAAUUCCAUCCCAGAAUGUAUUUAGAAUUUUGUGCGUGUAUGUUAUUUUGAUUAGUCCAUGAUUUCCUUGUUGUAGAUACAAUCCAGUCUGCACCUUCUAGUCCUCUUGAUUUUCAUCCAUUCUUCCCUUAAAUUUAGCCACCAUGUCUUCUAUGUUGUUACAAAUCAUCACUGGCAACCUGCAGCAGCUUAAUCAUGGCCAUCAUUGAUUAAUGAUAAUUAAGUUGUCAUCUUAAUUCCUUGGUGAUCACAGUAUUCUCUGAUUAACUAUAGAAGUUUUGAAGAGAGCUUGGGAGUAUGAAAGGAAAAAGUUCUUGUUUUGUUUCCUAUAGACUGACACUAAGGAGAUUAUUCAUUUUGUGCUAACAUAUUCUCCAACAUGUCACUUUAGGAAAAAAUCUUGCAAAUUUUAACACUAUCCCAUGCUCUGAUCCUGAUUUCAUUUCAUUUUUAUUUGUUACUUGUUUUUCAAGAUCGCUAUGCAAGUAUUAUUCACUAAUAAAAGAAGCAACUUCUUAAGUUAAUUUUGAUGAUAAUGUAAUACUCUUACCAUUCAUCUUGAUUAGAGAGAGUUAUACAUCUCAAAUUCAAUACUUUCAUAUUCCUUGCUGUUUAAGAUAGCUAUAUUUGUACAUGAAGGCACAUCAUCCUGAAGAAAUAUGAGUGAAUAGAUCAUACAACAAAGUAAUACAUAAAAUAAUUUCUAUGGCAUUGCACUCCCAUAUGACAAAUCCCUCAAACAUAAUGGACAAUAAGCAAUUUUUACAUUGUAGUGUUCCAAUUGGGAUAUAUAGAAUUAGGAAGAAAUAUGAAGUAGUUCAUUUUCUAAUCUAUGAUCCAUGAACAUUACACUUAAGAAUUUCUCUCUGACAGAUAUUGGUUCUGUGACUAUAUAGGGUCAUUUAUCUUCUCUCUGACCCCAAGAAACUAGCAAUGUUUUUUUAAAUUGCGGAAGUGCUACUAAUCUGUAUUGGGAGAAGAAAAUUAUUCUUAGGAGCAAGCACAUGGAUAAAAUCACAGAUUCUAAAUUGGAGUAGAUCUGUAAUUUGUAUAUAUGUGCUAUAUAGGUAGGUAGGUAGACACAAAUAUGGUAUAUAUUAUGUAUGGUAGGUGUGUCUUGAUAACUUUUUUUCCCAAAAUGACACUUGAGAUAACUUUACAAAUAGAUUUUUGAGAAGAGAUUUUUUUUUUAAUUUGACUUGAGAACAAAGAAAUUACUCAGGACUGGCACAAAAACUCGUUAUGAUAGAUAUCCUCCAAAGUUAGUACGUUUUUCCCAGCAAGAUCAUUGUAAGCAGAAAAGCAAUUGUAUUGCCUUCCAGGAUUUCCAAUCAUUGUUUAUGUUCACAGUUCUGAACAGGACCCAAUCAAAAGGCUUUUUUUUGUUUAAUUUCCUUCAUGGGAAUAAAAAGAUAAUGCCUUUUUAAUAUUCCUUUUACAUAUAUUUUCUUUCAAGUGUUUAUGAUUUUAUAUGGAUGGCAGACUUAAGGAUUGUUCAAAAUCCACCUUACAGUACUGAAUUUCCAGUUCCAAAUCCAAAAUAAAAGACCAAGGGAAGAGCCUUAACUUGUUCUAAGGAGGCUAGAAAGAGGUCUAAGUCAGUUGUGAGAAUCCAAACAUUCCUUCCACCAUUCCGAAGCUUAUAGUUUAUUAAGAUGUAUUUAUUGACCAUCUCAGUAGAGAAGUCAUUGUCAGAAUCUGACUGGAAAUGAGACUGACCUCCCUCCUGUUCAUCUAUUUGAAACAAAGUCCAGCCUCAGCAAGAUAGCAUGGACUUUGUUUCUGCCUAGAAAGCAACUAUUGCACAGUGGUUAGGAAAGAAAAGCUAUUGGACAGUAUUUGAGAAAGAAAAUCCUCCUUAAAGUCCAAAGAAUAUCUCCACAAAACUUAUACAAAGAAUACUGUGAAGAGGUACAGUUACUGCAAUUCUGCCCAGGAUUUGUUAGUCUGGGAACAGCACGUCUACAGACUAAGCUUCCCACUCUCUACUCCCCCAAGAGAAAAUAACUAAUUAUAAGAAAGCUAGAUUCUUUCUCAGCAUUCUGUAUUUAAAUGACUCUUAUUUAACUGUAAAAAAAAAAAAAAAUGGACCCAGAAGAGUUCUUCAUAAAUCAUCCUUAUUUCUGCUUGCCCCUUAACUAGCCAUGACAUAACAAGUAAAUUUUAUUUUAGUUCUCUAUCUCAGUCCAGCAAUUAAAUAUCUGUAAAUGAAUACUUAACUACCCUGGCAUAUUCCUCUGUACUAGAACUUUGUGGUGAAUUACCAAGGAAGGAGUCACAUUGUUGGAUAAAUGGAUUUUCCUAAAAGAGCCCACCAUCAUUUCAUUUCUAAACUGUUGUUUUUCUAUAGCAUCAAUCUAUGUAUGUUCUGAAUAUCUUCUUUAUGCCCUUAUUUGAAAGCCCUUAGUCCUUUAGAAAUAUUUACUGUGUUACCAGAAUCAUCAAUAUUUCAGUGAUCCCAAAGCACUUUGAAUUUUACUUGGCAUUUCAAAAUAGUAAUCACAAUGUGGUAAUGACCACAUUGCUCUUACUCCUGAAUCCAUCCCAGAUCUUACUUCUACUCUUGAACCUGUGUUUGUGAUGAUGGAUACCCAUAUAAAUAUGUGUAGUCUUUUUAGUUUGUAUUCAUGAGUUUUGCUGUGAUGAAUAACAAGUGUCCUAGUGAAUCCAUAGAACUUAAAUAUCAACUGCCCACCUGUGGGGAAUAUUUUCUAACAGCCAUUCAGCCUUCAGAAAGGUAGUUCUACCAUCAAUCUUCAUUGCUAUUUAUUUCUGGAUUAUAUCAUGUGAAAAUACAGCUGGAGACAGAAAAUCUUAAAGCUUCCUGUUUUAUACUUCAUGUGUAUUUAAUGUUAAUUACUAUUAUCCAAGAGCUACCUAAUCUAGCUGGAAAAACUUAGAACUAAGUGCUUGAAUAAGCUGCCUGCCUUUGCAUUAGAUAUGUUAAAUGGGCUUGGUUGCUAGUUUAUACCUGAGUUUCCUUUAUCAGAUAGGCAAAGAAAUUAACUGAAAGGACUUUAAAAUGUUUUUUGCUGUCAACUUUACAUAUAGCAUAAUGUUAACAAAAAAAGUAAAAAAAAAAAAAAAAAAAA
Molecule: messenger RNA, 10456 nt
Organism: Sarcophilus harrisii (Tasmanian devil)
Lineage: Eukaryota; Metazoa; Chordata; Mammalia; Dasyuromorphia; Dasyuridae
Gene: CDK6
Product: cyclin dependent kinase 6
Exons: 8
Coding region: 1449-2429 (326 amino acids)
Biological process (GO): regulation of cell population proliferation; regulation of G2/M transition of mitotic cell cycle; protein phosphorylation
Cellular component (GO): cytoplasm; cyclin-dependent protein kinase holoenzyme complex; nucleus
Molecular function (GO): cyclin binding; ATP binding; cyclin-dependent protein serine/threonine kinase activity
Source: RefSeq, a predicted model, not a curated record